Molecule: messenger RNA, 2979 nt
Organism: Notolabrus celidotus (New Zealand spotty)
Lineage: Eukaryota; Metazoa; Chordata; Actinopteri; Labriformes; Labridae
Product: guanylate cyclase soluble subunit beta-2-like
Biological process (GO): response to oxygen levels; cGMP biosynthetic process
Cellular component (GO): guanylate cyclase complex, soluble
Molecular function (GO): guanylate cyclase activity; heme binding
Source: RefSeq, a predicted model, not a curated record
UGUUGCUUUUGUGCAGGUGACCUCCAGAGAAACGUCCUCUUAGGGAAGCCGUAGGUCUCCUCGUGGUGGAGAUCUCUCUCUGCUGCCCCCUGCUGACGACUCAGCCUCCACCCGCUCCUCCCAUGGGACACAGAACUCUCCUGGUGACCACAGUCCACAUCAUGAGGUCAGGCUAGAGAGUUGUUUCCCUGAUCUCCCUCUGGAGCUGGAUCUGUCUCCUGAGGUCAACUCUCAUUCCCUGCAGGACUCUCAAGAAAACAAGCACCCAGACCCACCAGCAGGAGUUGCUGUUGCAGUCUCAUCCCCGUCCUCCUGUCUGCACACACGGCCAGAUGUGUUUGAUGCAGCUGAGCAAUGAAGCGGAGGGUCUGCUGUGGUUGGAAGCUGUGAGGCGUCAGGGUCAGGAGGGCGGAGGUGUGAGACAAGGCGGGAGUUAGACUCUCUAAAGAAAGAUGAGAACAGGUGAAAAGGAGAAGGAGAGAGAGAGUAAAGUCUUUGAAUAGUUAACGUUAGAGAAGAAUCAGGGAUAUCAUCCGGCGCAGACAUGUAUGGCUUCAUCAACAGCUGCCUCCAGUCUCUGGUGAAGGAGAAGUUUGGGCAGGAGACCUGGGACAAACUGAGCUCUCUGCCAGGAGUCCAGGACACUUUCAUGACGUACACGGUUUACGACGACGUCCUGACGGUCAGCCUGGUGCAGGAGGCCUGCUCACUCCUGGAUGUCUCCUCAGAUGUUUUCCUGAAGCUUUUCGGAGAACACUUCUUCGGUUUCUGUAAACACGCCGGCUAUGACGCCAUGCUGAGGACUCUGGGAGGAAACCUGGUCGAGUUCAUCGGGAACCUGGACGCCCUGCACAGCUACCUGGCUCUGUCCUACCAGGAAAUGAAUGCUCCAUCUUUCCGGGUGGAGAUGAGAGACGACGGGAAGAUGCUGCUUCACUACUACUCUGACAGAAAAGGCUUGUACCACAUUGUGCCGGGUAUCAUGGAAGCGGUGGGGAGAGAUCUCUUCGACACCAAAGUGACCAUGGAGAUCCUCAACCAAUCAGAGGAGGACGAGCGAACAGGGAAGAAGGAGCACGUUGUGUUUCUGGUGACCCAGGCGAGUGACUCGACACAGCUCAUGAAACGAGCCACAGAGAGAUCACAGCUGAUGGUAAACACCUUUAGAUGUUACACCCUAUGUGGUGUUAAAUUCACCACUUCUCUUAUGACAGAGGUGUGUUUGAUUUGAAUCCCAGCAGGUCUGCAGUGCUCCUUCAGUCCGUGUUACCCGGACAAACUGUGGAUGGAGGAGAAGGCUUUCUGCGACGCUUUUCCCUUCCACAUCGUGUUUGACGAACACCUGAAGGUGAGACACUCAGGUGUGAACAUCCAAAAGUUCAUCCCAGGUCUGCAGGCGAGGGAUGCAAAGCUGGAUCAAUAUUUCACCCUGAUACACCCGCAGGUGACUUUCACCAUCGAGAGCAUCCGCAAGUUCAUCAACAGUCAGUUUGUGUUGAAGAGCCACAGACACAAAGACAUCAUGCUCAAACUGAGAGGUCAGAUGGUGUGGAUGGAGUCUCUUGACUGCAUGCUGUACCUCUGCUCUCCCAAGCUGCGGAGCCUCCAGGAGCUGCAGGACGUCGGCCUCCACCUCGCCGACCUGGCUCAGCACGACGUCACCAGAGACCUGGUCCUGCUGAACCAGCAGCGCCUGGCUGAGAUGGAGCUCACCAACCAGCUGGAGCGGAAGAAGGAGGAGCUGAGGAUCCUGUCGAGGCACCUUGAGGCUGAGAAAGAGAAGACGGAGACUCUGCUGUACGCCAUGCUGCCGCGCCACAUCGCCAAUGAGCUGAAGGACGGGAAGAGCGUGGAGGCAGGAGAAUUCGACGUGUGCACAAUUCUCUUCAGCGACGUCGUCACCUUCACAAACAUCUGCGCAGCCUGCGAGCCAAUCCACAUCGUGCACAUGCUCAACUGCAUGUACUCCAAGUUCGACCGCCUCACCAACAUCCACGACAUCUACAAGGUGGAGACUAUCGGCGAUGCAUACAUGGUGGUGGGAGGCGUCCCCGUCCCCACACACACUCACGCUCACAGGGUGGCGAACUUUGCUUUAGGGAUGAGGAUCGCAGCCAGAGAGGUCACCAACCCUGUGACGGGGGAACCCAUACAGAUCCGUGUCGGUCUGCACACCGGGCCGGUGUUAGCAGGAGUAGUCGGGGAGAAGAUGCCUCGUUACUGUCUGUUUGGAGACACCGUGAACACCGCCUCCAGGAUGGAGAGUCAUGGACUGCCCGAUCACAUCCACCUGAGCUCCUCCACAUACAGUGAGUUAAAGGAUGCAGGCUUUGACAUAAAGGAGCGUGGGCAGAUCGAGGUGAAAGGUAAAGGCCAGAUGAGCACCUACUUCCUGAAGGGGAACCUGGUGCUGUCAGAAGAGAUCAUCAUGGGAAAAGCUGGAGGGGCAUGUCUGUACGGGGAGGAGCGUCACUGCCAGAGCAGCAAAGAUCCUGAGGUGAGCUCUGACUCUGAGGUGAGCGACAAACCUUCAGAGGGAGUCAUCGCCCCGGACCUCUUCACCUGGGACAUCACCCCUCCGUAUCAGACGGACGACGACGCCACCUGCACGACACCUGCUGAGAGCUGCAACAGCAAACUGUGUGUGUUACUCUGACUCUGACUGAGGGCUUCUUUUACUCUCUCUGCUUUCACACCUCUCCUGUUUCUGCAAGAUUAUUAUUGAUUAUCAGGAUGAAUAAAUGCUGAAACAAAGGGACAGAAGAAAAAUCAAGAACAGAGACACAUUUAGACAAAGAGGAGUGUGUGUUUCAUGUGACUAUGACUUUAAAUAGUUAUGUUAAACACUGGGGAAACAUAUUUAUCACACAACCAAUCAGGAGCAUGCAUGACUCCACAAAUCUGCAGAGUUAUUCUACACAUUAUGUAACAAUGCUUCAAUUUCACAUCUUUACGUCUAAUAAAAUUACCUUCACUGUG